This is a messenger RNA of Lachancea mirantina, 774 nucleotides long. The record is from the annotation of a GenBank genome assembly. Lineage: Eukaryota; Fungi; Ascomycota; Saccharomycetes; Saccharomycetales; Saccharomycetaceae.
AUGUCUGCUCCAGCUCUAGCUCCAGCUCAAGAACAAAGAAGAGGCGGCUUCGGUGGCCGCAACAAGGGCCGUCAAGGCAGAAGAGGUAGAAGAGACGUUGAGGAAAAGGGCUGGGUCCCAGUUACCAAGCUUGGUAGACUUGUCAAGGCCGGUAAGGUCACCUCUAUCGAGGAGAUCUUCUUGCACUCUUUGCCUGUCAAGGAAUUCCAAAUCAUUGACACCUUGUUGCCAACUUUGAAGGACGAGGUCAUGAACAUUAAGCCUGUUCAAAAGCAAACCAGAGCCGGUCAAAGAACCAGAUUCAAGGCCGUCGUCGUUGUUGGUGACUCCAACGGCCAUGUUGGUCUAGGUAUCAAGACCGCUAAGGAAGUCGCGGGCGCCAUCAGAGCCGGUAUCAUCAUUGCCAAGCUUUCUGUCAUUCCUAUCAGAAGAGGUUACUGGGGCUCCAACUUGGGUCAACCCCACUCUUUGCCAAACAAGACCUCCGGUAAGUGUGGUUCCGUCGUUGUCAGACUCAUCCCAGCCCCAAGAGGUUCCGGUAUUGUCGCUUCUCCUGCUGUCAAGAAGCUUUUGGAAUUGGCCGGUCUUGAGGAUGUCUACACCUCUUCUAACGGUUCUACCAGAACUUUGGAAAACACUUUGAAAGCCGCUUUCGUCGCCAUCGGUAACACCUACGGUUUCUUGACUCCAAACUUGUGGAACGAGCAACCUUUGCCAGUGUCCCCAUUGGACGUCUACUCCGACGAGGCCGCUGUCCAAAAGAAGAAGUACUAA